Messenger RNA from Blastomyces gilchristii SLH14081, 1251 nucleotides. RefSeq names its product formamidase. The record is from RefSeq and is a predicted model, not a curated record. Gene Ontology annotation, molecular function: hydrolase activity, acting on carbon-nitrogen (but not peptide) bonds, in linear amides. The transcript is spliced from 5 exons. NCBI's taxonomy places the organism in Eukaryota, Fungi, Ascomycota, Eurotiomycetes, Onygenales, Ajellomycetaceae. The coding region runs from base 1 to 1251 and encodes 416 amino acids.
AUGGGUCUAACAGGCAUUCGCACGGCCAUGAAGGUCGACCUCAACAAGCCUGCAGGUGAACAAAAUGGCUUGCAUAACCGCUGGCAUCCAGACAUUCCCUCAUGCGCGACGAUCAAGAACGGCGAAGUCGUGAAGAUUGAAUGCGUCGACUGGACUGGAGGGCAGAUCAAGAACGAUGAUUGCGCAGAUGACAUGCGUGAUAUCGACUUGACUCGCGUGCAUUAUCUGACAGGCCCCUUCGAAAUCGAAACCGCCCAGCCUGGUGAUGUGCUCCUCGUUGAAAUCCAGGAUGUGCAGCCAUUCGAGGAUCAGCCGUGGGGUUUCACCGGCGUCUUCGAUGCGAAGAAUGGAGGUGGCUUCUUGGAUGAGCACUACCCCCAUGCUGCAAAGGCCAUCUGGGACUUUGAGGGCAUUUUCUGCUCGUCCCGCCACAUCCCUCACGUCCGCUUUGCGGGAUUGAUCCAUCCGGGAAUCCUAGGCUGUGCGCCUUCCGCUGAGGUUCUCGCAGAGUGGAACAGACGCGAGGGUGAACUUAUCUCCACUCAUACCCAUUUGGAUCGGGUUGUGGCGAAGCCCCCCGAGCCCAUCAACGUGCACGCGGGCAGUGCAGAUGGGGAAAUCAAGGCGAAGGUCGGAAGAGAGGGAGCUAGAACUAUUCCUGGCCGCCCCGAACACGGUGGAAACUGUGACAUCAAAAACCUCAGCCGUGGCAGCAAAGUCUAUCUCCCAGUGCACGUCCCCGGCGCCAAAUUCUCCGUCGGCGACUUGCACUUUUCCCAGGGUGAUGGCGAAAUAUCCUUCUGCGGCGCCAUCGAGAUGGCCGGCGUGAUCACCAUCAAGUUCAACGUGAUCAAGGGCGGCAUGGCACACAUGGGCAUGAAAUCUCCCAUCUUCCACCCUGGCCCCGUGGAGCCGCAGUUCGGCCCCGGCCGCUACCUGACCUUCGAGGGCUUCAGCGUGGACCAUACCGGAAAGCAGCACUACCUAGAUGCCACGGUUGCGUACCGCGAGACCUGCCUGCGCGUCAUCGAGUAUCUGCGCCGUUAUGGCUAUGAUGACUAUCAGAUUUAUCUGCUGUUGAGCUGUGCACCUGUGCAGGGGCAUAUUGCGGGGUUGGUGGAUAUACCCAACGCGUGCACAACGAUGGGGGUGCCGAUGGAUAUUUUCGACUUUGAUAUUCGUCCUGAGUCCGAUGUGGUGAAGCGAGAUAUGGGGUCUUGUGCAUUUACGAGUGAUCAGAUGAAGAAGUAG